AUGUUCAGAAGCUAUUUACAUAUCCUCAAACCCUACAAAUUUCAGCCGUAUAAGUGAAUCGAUGGAAGCAGAUUAUCAGAAGCAGCAAAAAUAAAUUCUCCGCUCCACUUCCAAAACCUCUCAGAACGUCGAGUUUACAAGCAAAAAUCGGAGCCGCCUGAAGUCUCUUUCCCUAAAAUCAGUGUCAUUAACAAGGCUGACAUAAUUUAA
Messenger RNA from Blepharisma stoltei, 210 nucleotides. The record is from the annotation of a GenBank genome assembly. NCBI's taxonomy places the organism in Eukaryota, Ciliophora, Heterotrichea, Heterotrichida, Blepharismidae.